AUGCGCCAGGUGUGAACCGAUAACAAUUGCACAGAAAUUUCACCGGUGUAGGGUUUUGAGAGAUAAGCGUAAUAUAGAAAUGGCCCUGAAAGUUUCAGGUCAGCAAGACACUGAUCCAUUCAAAGGUGAACACGAUGGCAAAGUGAGGGAGGUGGGAAACCAGGCAGUGUGGUCUUUAUCUUCAUGUAAACCAGGUUUUGGAGUUGAGCAGCUCCGUGAUGAAUCCAUGGACACAUACUGGCAGUCAGAUGGACCCCAGCCUCACUUGGUCAAUAUACAGUUCCGCAGGAAGAUGACCAUUCAGAAUAUCUGUAUAUAUGCAGACUACAAGUCAGAUGAAAGUUACACGCCAAAUAAGCUGUCCAUACGAGCGGGCAAUCACUUCAAUGAUCUGAGUGAGAUAGAACAAGUCGAGAUGACAGAACCAACAGGAUGGGUAUAUGUUCCUUUAAAAGACAUCAAUGAGAAACCAAUCAGGACCUUUAUGAUACAGAUAGCUGUGAUAUCAAAUCAUCAAAAUGGACGUGAUACCCACAUGCGGCAAAUCAAAGUACAUUCACCUGUGGAGGACAUCUCCAUGGCAAAAAUGCCCAAUUUUACAACAAUAGACUGUUCACAGUUUAACACUAUCAGGUGAAGUUUGGAUAAC
This is a messenger RNA of Lingula anatina, 649 nucleotides long. RefSeq names its product anaphase-promoting complex subunit 10. Gene Ontology annotation, biological process: anaphase-promoting complex-dependent catabolic process; protein K11-linked ubiquitination. NCBI's taxonomy places the organism in Eukaryota, Metazoa, Brachiopoda, Lingulata, Lingulida, Lingulidae. The record is from RefSeq and is a predicted model, not a curated record. Gene Ontology annotation, cellular component: anaphase-promoting complex.